This is a messenger RNA of Fragaria vesca subsp. vesca, 1592 nucleotides long. RefSeq lists its product as uncharacterized. The record is from RefSeq and is a predicted model, not a curated record. Gene Ontology annotation, molecular function: DNA-binding transcription factor activity; DNA binding. Bases 155 to 1366 code for a protein of 403 amino acids. The transcript has 7 exons. NCBI's taxonomy places the organism in Eukaryota, Viridiplantae, Streptophyta, Magnoliopsida, Rosales, Rosaceae.
UUAAUGUUUGAUGAAAUUCCUGAAAGAAUGAUUUUAUGAUUCUGUUAUAGAGUUUUAGAUGUUGGAGGACAAUAUUGAGCACAAGUACUUGUACAACUUGCUGUUCUUGUUGGGGUGUUGGUGUAUUUGUGAUUUCGGCUCCUGUUCUUUGUAAAUGAACGAGCAGAAGAUUGAUUGCCAGGAACGAAUUUAUCAACACAACCAUGGACUAAUCAGUGAUUCUAACUUUGAACUUGGUAGCCAUUCUUCUCAUCAGCUCUUGGAUCUUCAACAACUGCCUUGGAACAUGGGAGUUUGGGUUCAGCAACCUACCACGGAUCAAGGAGUGUCACAGCUUCAAAAUCUUGGGCCUGAAAAAUCACCAAGCAGCAUUAUGAGCCGAUUUGAAUCACCGGCUUCGCUUUUCUAUGCAGCUGAAAGAUGCAUGGGAUUUCCUGCACACUAUGAGUCUCAAGAUGGUGGUAGUCCUAAUCUUCCACAGUUUCCUUCAGGCCAAUCUUUUGUGGAAAGCUACUCAAUGGAAUCAUCAGAGGACAUCAGAAACACCUUGCAAUCAAUUGUGAAAUCCCAAACCAACAGCUCUCAGUCUUACAAAUCCUUUGAGAAGUCUAAUCAAAUCCCGAACAACAAUUUGAGAGGCAAUAAACUCUUUCUGCAUCAACAUAUGAAUCAAGAUAGCACUACUGCCUCAGUUAGGAGACCCUUUUCACUUGCUUUCAAAGAAAAUCAGGAACAAGUGAGCUUCUUUUCUCAGCAAGCAAAGCAGUCUUCAAGAACUUCCUCCGGAACUACAUCUGCAACUUAUGCUGAUUCUUCUUCAACCAGCCCAUCACUCUCGAGUAAAACACGUAUACGAUGGAAUCAAGAUCUUCAUGAGAAGUUUGUUGAGUGUGUAAAUCGUCUUGGGGGUGCUGACAAAGCAACACCUAAGGCAAUACUGAAGAUGAUGGGCUUGGAGGGAUUGACCAUCUUUCAUGUCAAGAGUCAUCUGCAGAAAUAUCGAAUUGCAAAAUAUUUGCCAGACUCUGCAGAAGGAAAAUCAGAGAAAAGGGCUAAUGUGAAUGUCGAACCUCAGCUCGAUGUGAAAACUGGCUUGCAAAUCACAGAGGCACUGCAACUACAACUAGAUGUCCAGAGGCAACUUCACGAACAACUAGAGAUACAGCGAAAAUUACAGUUGCGCAUUGAAAAACAAGGGGAGCAGCUUAAGAAAAUGUUUGACCUGCAGCAAAAAACAAGUGAUAACAUGUCAAAGACUCCAAACGUAGAUUUCACAUGCCACGAAGAUGGUCCAUCAAAUAAUGAAAUUCAAGUUUCAAGUCCUGAGGGUUCAGGGAAUUCCCACUUUCCAUCCAAGAUAAGUUAGGGAGAAAAGCAUAUCAUUAGGUUAUUCUCAUGGUUUAGUGCUUCUGUGGUUGCAUCAAAGCUUGACGGAAUCAAGAACCCGUUACUCUUUAGAUGCUUCUACAAGGUGAAGAAAGAAUAGCAGAAACCAGAAGAUGAUACUAUAAUCCCAUGUGUGUGUGUGUGUGUGUGUGUGUGUUGGCUGGUAGAAUAGAUGCUGUAGAAUGAUUUUUGUUAUUUUCACAUAA